AUGGCACAUCGACUGUACAACGUACCCAUGGAUAAACCAGAAUUCGAAGAGGAAGAAAAUAAAAUCUACAACGCAGCUGAAAUGAACGGGUACGACAGGAAGUUUGUGGAAACAAUUCUCCGAAAACACAAACGAAAAAGGCACCGCCAGGAAAUCACAACACUGGAACCAGCAACAGAGAAAAAUAGAAGAAUAAGUCUACCGUUUUAUCCCAGAAUAACCAACCCAAUUAAGACCGCACUUCGACGACAGAGACUACAGGUAGUACACAAAAGCGAAAACACUUUACGUGAUUUACUGUGUAACCUGAAGGAUAGGGUUCCAUCAGAAGAGCAGUCAGGAGUUUACCGAAUCUCCUGUGAUGACUGUUCUGCAGUCUACAUCGGUCAGACCCGCCGCAAAAUUAAGGUUCGUUUAAGGGAACACAAAAGUGCUGUGGAAACACUGAAAAUACACGAAUCGAGCGUGGCCGCACAUGCAGUAAACUGUGGUCACAACAUAAACUGGGAGGAUUCAAAAUUGUUGAGAGCAGUAAGAAAAAACUCCCAGCUCAACGAGUCGAUGUUCAUCACAAAUUCCAAGGAACCGCUGAUGAAUGAAGACGAGCCACCCAUCGUAUCUAACCUUUUCGGGCUGACCGAAAAGAACAUUCCCUAA
Messenger RNA from Armigeres subalbatus, 657 nucleotides. RefSeq lists its product as uncharacterized. The record is from RefSeq and is a predicted model, not a curated record. Bases 1 to 657 code for a protein of 218 amino acids. The transcript has a single exon. NCBI's taxonomy places the organism in Eukaryota, Metazoa, Arthropoda, Insecta, Diptera, Culicidae.